AUUUAACUAACUCACAUGUAACCAUGAGUUAGAUUGAACCCAUAUAGGCCGGCCAUUAAAGUGGCUUAUUCUAAAGAGUUUGGUUUAGGUCCAAAUUGGUUUUGUUGCGUUGGCUACUAAAUGAGGAAUGUGAUGCGUAGAGCAAUGACGUUCACCUUCCUCCUCCUCCAAUCACCACCGCCACUCCCAAUUUCUCCUUCUCCUCCUCUAUUCUCUCUCUCCUCUUCUGCUGCUCUUUUAUCAUCAUCAACCCAGCGCUUCUUCAAUCCGAGCCAGGGCUCUCGUCUACGCUCCGCUUCGUUACGGGCUUUGUGUACCAAAUCCAUCGUACCAAACAUGCAGGAUUCAGGAUCACCACUCUCUUAUCUUACUCAGCGAGAAGCUGCUGAGAUUGAUGAGACCUUGAUGGGUCCUCUUGGUUUCUCCGUUGAUCAGCUCAUGGAAUUGGCUGGUCUUAGCGUCGCUGCUUCAAUUGCUGAGGUUUAUAAACCGGAAGAAUAUAGUCGGGUUCUAGCAAUCUGUGGUCCUGGAAACAAUGGUGGUGAUGGUCUGGUGGCGGCAAGGCAUCUUCACCACUUUGGAUACAAACCGUCUAUCUGUUAUCCUAAACGUACAGCCAAGUCACUUUAUGCUGGACUGGUCACUCAGUUGGAGUCACUCUCAGUCCCUUUCGUCUCCGUUGAUGAUCUGCCGGAAGACUUGUCAAAGGACUUCGAUGUUAUUGUAGAUGCAAUGUUUGGGUUUUCAUUUCAUGGUGCUCCAAGGCUUCCUUUCGAUGAUCUCAUCCGGAGAUUGAUGUCCUUGCAAAACUAUGAGCAGACGCUCCAAAAACACCCAGUCAUCGUCUCUGUAGAUAUUCCCUCUGGCUGGCACGUUGAAGAAGGAGACCAUGAAGGUGCAGGAAUUAAACCUGAUAUGUUGGUGUCUUUGACUGCCCCAAAAUUAUGUGCGAAGAGAUUUUGUGGCCCUCAUCACUUUUUAGGUGGGAGAUUUGUACCACCUUCUGUUUCAGAAAAGUAUAAGCUCGAGCUUCCUAGUUACCCUGGGACAUCGAUGUGUGUUAGAAUUGGUAGACCUCCGAAAGUUGACAUAUCUGCUAUGAGAGUGAACUAUGUGUCUCCAGAAUUGCUUGAGGAGAAGGUUGAAACUGAUCCUACGGUACAGUUUCGUAAAUGGUUUGAUGAGGCAGUUGCGGCUGGAUUGAGAGAAACAAAUGCUAUGGCUUUGUGCACAGCGAACAAAGACAAAAAACCAUCAUCAAGAAUGGUUUUACUAAAAGGAUUUGAUGAGAAUGGAUUUGUCUGGUUCACUAACUACGAAAGUAAAAAGGGUUCUGAACUAUCAGAAAAUCCUUGUGCCGCGCUUCUUUUCUACUGGGAAAGUUUGAAUCGGCAGGUAAGGAUUGAAGGACCAGUGGAGAGAAUACCCGAGUCAGAAUCCGAGAAUUACUUUCAUAGUCGUCCUAGAGGAAGUCAGAUCGGAGCUAUUGUUAGCAAACAGAGUUCUGUUGUACCUGGCAGGCAUGUUCUAUACGACGAGUAUCAAGAACUGACGAAAAAAUAUUCAGAUGGAAGUGUGAUACCAAAGCCGAAAAACUGGGGAGGAUUCAGACUUAAACCAAACCUUUUCGAGUUUUGGCAGGGACAGCCAUCUCGUUUGCAUGACAGGCUGCAGUAUUCUCUGCAAGACGUAAACGGGGAUCCUGCGUGGAAAGUUCAUAGAUUGGCUCCAUGACUUCAACUCGUUACUUCCUCCCUCUAGAAGAAGAUGGCUGUUUGGGUUUCAUAUCAACCAUGCAAUGAUAACAAAGAUGAAAUAUAUAGCUGUAUAGGGGUUUACUUCCAGAAAUGUCACUUGAAUAUAUAGAUGUGGUUUUCCAACUUAGCACUUAAUAAUGUGAUUUAUUUAUGCUCUUCUGCUUGACAACCAAACAAAAUUUGCUAAGCUGAAUAAAUAUUCUGCAAUUAAUAGUGA
Messenger RNA from Camelina sativa (false flax), 1974 nucleotides. RefSeq names its product pyridoxine/pyridoxamine 5'-phosphate oxidase 1, chloroplastic. Lineage: Eukaryota; Viridiplantae; Streptophyta; Magnoliopsida; Brassicales; Brassicaceae. Gene Ontology annotation, biological process: pyridoxine biosynthetic process. Gene Ontology annotation, molecular function: FMN binding; NAD(P)HX epimerase activity; pyridoxamine phosphate oxidase activity. The record is from RefSeq and is a predicted model, not a curated record.